Penicillium malachiteum is the source of this 954-nucleotide messenger RNA. RefSeq names its product glycosyltransferase family 8 protein. The coding region runs from base 1 to 954 and encodes 317 amino acids. The transcript has 3 exons. Lineage: Eukaryota; Fungi; Ascomycota; Eurotiomycetes; Eurotiales; Aspergillaceae. The record is from RefSeq and is a predicted model, not a curated record. Gene Ontology annotation, molecular function: glycosyltransferase activity.
AUGUCUAACGACGAAGCCCGCCCGCCCAAGGUCUGGACUACCCUCAUCACAAACACCGACUACCUCCCUGGACUACUCACACUUGACUUCUCCCUCAAAAAAGUCAAUUCAAAAUACCCCCUCGUCGCUCUCUACACAGACUCCUUUUCCGCUGAAGGUCACAAAGCUCUCGAUGCCCGAGGAAUCCUAAAACAACGUGUCGACUACCUUCUUCCUUCCACACCAAAAGAAUACGAUAAUGACCCCCGUUUCUACGAUUGCUGGUCCAAGUUGACCCCUUUCUCCCUCGUCGAGUAUGAACGUGUCGUUCAGUUAGACUCCGAUAUGCUUGUCUUGAAGAAUAUGGAUGAACUCAUGGAAAUGGAACUUGAUCCUCCUUCUAUGGCUGGGAAUGGAAACAGAGUCUUCGCAGCGUGUCAUGCUUGUGCUUGUAAUCCCUUGAACAAGUCUCAUUAUCCUGCUGAUUGGAUCCCCAAAAAUUGCGCGUACACUUCUCAACAUUCCACACCAGAUGAAGCUCAAAUAACAGGUCCGGAUCCUAAUACCGCGCUUGGAAUGCCAAAUGGUGGUCUUCAAGUUGUGAACCCAUCCAAGGGGAUCUAUGAUAAGAUCGUUGCGAGACUUGCGGACACGAUAACUUCGAGUUAUGAUUUCGCGGAUCAGUCAUUACUCGGUGAUGUAUUCAGUGGUCGAUGGGUUGCGUUACCGUACAUCUAUAAUGCGUUGAAAACGCUAAGAUGGGAAGGUGUUCAUGAUUCUAUUUGGAGGGAUGGUGAGGUUAAGAAUGUGCAUUACAUUCUUAGUCCGAAGCCUUGGAAUGAGUGGGAGUUGCACAGUACUGAUUGGUCGGAGUUGGUGAAGAACACGAAGGAUAAGUCGCAUGUUUGGUGGUUCUCGGUGAACGAGGAGAGGAAAAAGAAGGAGAGGUUACAAGGCAUUGUGGACUCCUUUUAG